Molecule: messenger RNA, 5572 nt
Organism: Closterium sp. NIES-67
Lineage: Eukaryota; Viridiplantae; Streptophyta; Zygnematophyceae; Desmidiales; Closteriaceae
Source: the annotation of a GenBank genome assembly
CCAGCCUCCACUCUGGUUUGCCAGGCUUAUCGCCUGCCAAAGCCUGUUACCUCAGGAAUUCCGUGGAAGCACUGGGGGACCUAAACGCCUGUGACAAAUAUUUCUCCGUCCGCAUUUGGCCUUAGCUGAGGAAAAAAGAAUGGCGAUGACGUACGAGUGUGUUCCCAGUAAAGCCACAGUCUCUUUAUAUCCAGCCCCUGCAGGGCACGACCAUGUGCAUUGACGAGCCAAGCUUCAUCAGCUGUGGAGUCACAACCCAGCACGCAGCGUUAGGAUUUGAAUGCGACGUUCUCCCAGUCUAGCUCUGGAUGUGCCAUCAGGUGGGUUCCCAUCGCGACCGCCUCUCGUGCUUGCCAUCCCUCGUGCGCCUGUGAAUGGACUGUCCGCCGACUCGCCUCGUGCUGCCCGACGGUCGUCCCCUCGACCUGCACCUCACGUACGCCAUCACGGUGGACGAGGCCCUUCACCGCGCGCUGCCCUUCGCCAUCUCCUCCUCUCUCGCGUGCUCCGCCCUCCACCCCUCUUGCCACAUCUCCUUGCGUUCCACCGACCGCGGCCUGCUGCGCGGCAGAUGGCGCGACCUUCCGCUCUCGCGGCAGCUGCAGCUGGGGCGCACGUACCUGGUGGUGGUGGAGCGCGGUCCGCGUGGGGGGAAGCACAGCCUGCGGUACGACGGCCGCGGCAUGGCGGAGCUGGUGUCGGCGGCCACGGCGGUGGAGCAUGCGGCAGGCGACCACGUGGAUGCGACGGACGAGCGGCACGGCUCGUCACACCUCUCGGAGUCGCUGCUCUCAGCACUACUGAAUGGCGCGCGACUUUCGGACGUGGAGGCCAGCAGUGAAGCCACGUGGCGGCACCAAAUUCACUGCCACCUCCCCUCGCCCCUCUCCCCCGGCGCGUCCCUGGACGCUCAAGGGCUUCUUGACUCCGGACAGCCCUCCACGCCCGACGGGCGCGCUCGGCGCGCAGUGGAGCUGACCAAUGAGAUGGCGGUGCGCCUCGUGGCUGCGGCGCGGAGAAUGGUGGAAGCGGGGCAGUGGGACGCACUCCUCGGCGGUCGCGACGCGGCAGUCGUGGAACCACAGGCGCACGGCGCAGCGCGUGGGGCGGAGAAGGGCGAACAAGGAGAGGAGGGCUGCAGGGGUGGCACAGAGGGGCCAACGCUGGAAGAGUUGGUGAGGUGGGUGGAACGGGAGGAGUUACUAGCGGUGAUGACUGGUGACGCAGAGAGGGAAGAGGAGACACGCAGAGAGGAGGGCGGCGACGAGCACGGAGGUGAGGGGGAAGCGGAGGCCGAGGGGCAAGGCGGCACGGUUACUGUAGCUCGCUGCGAGGUAGGCGCGCAUGGCGCGCUACGUGUGAUGGCCAGCAAGCCAAGGGACCGGCUGGCAGCAGCAGCUGCGCGUGGGAGCACGGUACAGGACGGAGGCUCUUCCGGAGAACCGCCCGGAGGUAGAGGACACCGGCGCGAGAGGCAGGAGAUCGCUGGCGGGGAGGACGAGGAACGUGCAAGCGAGGCCGAGGAGCAACAAGCGGACGACGAGGGGAGCUGCGGAAUAGCGAGAGAUGCGCCGGAGGGCAGGGCGGAGGAUGCACGGGACGGCGUUGAGAGCGACAGCGAGAUGGAUGCGUUCUCGCUCAGCGUCGGCCCCGACGACGACGCGCCGGCGGUGGCGCCCCAUGCGGCGCAGUGGAAGGACGAGAGCCAGGCGUUGUGGGUGGGGCUGGGGGAGAUGAUUGCGCGAGGGGAGGCACGAGAGAGCGACGACGUGAGCACUAGCGAGGGAAUGGUGAGCGGGGGGGUGGAGCUUACUGGAAAGCCGGUGAGUGACGCAACGAAUGGGGAGGAACAGGACGACGGAGAGGUGGGGGGGGAUGACCAGUGCGCGAAGGAUGCGGAGGGUGCGGAGGGUGCGGAGGGUGCGGAUGGCGUAGAGAGUGCGGAGAGCGCAGAGGGUGCGGAGAGCGCAGAGGGCGCGGAGAGCGCGGGGGGCGCGGAGAGCGCAGGGGGCGUGGAGAGCGCCGAGGGUGCGGAGAGCGCCGAGGGUGCGGAGAGCGCCGAGGGUGCGGAGAGCGCCGAGGGUGCGGAGAGCGCCGAGGGUGCGGAGAGCGCCGAGGGUGCGGAGAGCGCCGAGGGUGCGGAGAGCGCCGAGGGUGCGGAGAGCGCCGAGGGUGCGGAGAGCGCCGAGGGUGCGGAGAGCGCCGAGGGUGCGGAGAGCGCCGAGGGUGCGGAGAGCGCCGAGGGUGCGGAGAGCGCCGAGGGUGCGGAGAGCGCCGAGGGUGCGGAGAGCGCCGAGGCUGCCGAGAGUGCAGAGUGUGCGGAGAGCGCAGAGGGUGUGGAGGGCGCAGAGGGUGCGGAGAGCGGAGAGGGUGUGGAGAGCGCAAAGGGUGCGGAGGGCGCAGAGGGUGCGGAGAGCGGAGAGGGUGUGGAGAGCGCAGAGGGUGCGGAUGGCGCAGAGGGUGCAGAAAGCGCAGAGGGUGCGGAGAGCGAAGAGGGUGCGGAUGGCGUAGAGGGUACGGAUGGCGUCGAGGGUGCGGAGAGCGCAGAGGGUGCGGAGAGCUCAGAGGGUGUGGAUGGCGCAGAGGGUGCGGAGAGCGCAGAGGGUGUGGAGGGCGCAGAGGGUGCGGAGAGCGGAGAGGGUGUGGAGAGCGCAAAGGGUGCGGAGGGCGCAGAGGGUGCGGAGAGCGGAGAGGGUGUGGAGAGCGCAGAGGGUGCGGAUGGCGCAGAGGGUGCAGAGAGCGCAGAGGGUGCGGAGAGCGCAGAGGGUGCGGAGAGCGCAGAGGUUGCGGAUGGCGCAGAGGGUGCGGAUGGCGCAGAGGGUGCGGAUGGCGCAGAGGGUGCGGAUGGCGCAGAGGGUGCGGAGAGCGCAGAGUGUGCGGAUGGCACAGUGGUUGCGGAUGGCGCAGAGGGUGCGGAUGGCGCUCAAGGCGCAGAGGGCGCAGCGGACGAGGCGUUGCAAGGCGAGGAUGCGAACCCACGUUGUGAAUUGCUGCCGGGGGUGGAGGGGUGUGUCGACAUCGAGGGGUGUGUCGACAUCGAGGGGUGUGUCGACAUCGAGGGGUGUGUCGACAUCGAGGGGUGUGUCGACGUGGACGGGUGUGUCGACGUGGACGGGUGUGUCGACGUGGACGGGUGUGUCGACGUGGACGGGUGUGUCGACGUGGACGGGUGUGUCGACGUGGACGGAUGUGCCGACGUGGACGGGUAUGUCGACGUGGAGGAAGCAACGGAGGAGCCGUGCAAGGGAGGAGAGGGCGAAGGAGAAGAGAUGGCGCUGGAAAACGCGGGGAACAGCGCUGGCGUGCGGGGCAUGCAGGGCGGUGGGUGCGCGGAAUCCAGCAAUGGGUGGGAGAAGGGGGCGGAGGAAAGGGGAGGGCGGGCGACGGAAACGGUGAGGGCAGUGGCGGGCGGUGGGGCGGAGAGGCGGGAGGUCGCUGGCGCGGGGAACAAAGAUCCUGCAGGCGACGCUGAGGGGCAACAGGCGGGCGAUGAGGGGAGGUGCGGGGAUACGACAGAUGCGGGAGAAACAAGGGCGAGGGAUGCAACAGACGGCGCGGAGGAGAGCGAGGAGGGAGCGUGUUCCCAUGCGGCCACAGCGCGUGCCACCCAUGGCACCCCUCCUGCACCCGCGCCCUGCCACUCUUACCACGCGCCUCGCGACCCUGCCUCUCCUCCACCCGCUCCAGAACUUGCUGCUCCUCCCGCCCCCAGCGGUGGCAGCAAGCGCGUGGCAUCAGCUGCAGCGAGUGCGGCGGCUGCAGCAAUGAAGGCCGCCGCUGUGGCAACUGCUGCCGCUGCCGCUGCCAAGUGUGCUGCCGCCCGCCAGUCCCGCGUCUCAGAUGCCCUGGCGUGGGACAGCAGGGGCGGAGAGGGCGGGGCGGUGAAGGCAAAAGCUCAAGGCGGUGGGGAGAGGAGGGCGAGGGAGGGAACUAAGGAGGGUGAGGUGACGCGUGGCACCAAGGAGAGCAGCACGCCGGGAAGCAUGGUGGGAGGGGGCGAGUGUGGAGGAGAGGGGGUGAGGGGAGAGAGUGGUGGAGGGAAGUGCAAUGGCAGAGCGAGUAAGGUUUUGGGGGUGAGUGGGAGGUGGGACGCAGCUGGCAGUGGUGGGCGCGUGGAAGUGCAGGGUGAGCGCAGUGGGGUGACAGGCGGUGGGGGGUUUGUGCACGUGGGUGGCGCUCGCAUGGAUGCAGGGGAGUGGCUGAUGAGGGAGGCUGCUAAGCACGGCACGGAGAUGCUCGUUGCUGUCGCCGCUGCUGCUGCCUCCGCUGAAUGCCGCGACAAUGCUGCCAUGCGUGGCCACAGGCGACUCUCACAGCAAGCAGAGCACGCGGGGAAUGACCAGCACUGCCCUGCUCAGCGGCAGCAGCAGGCAGUGCAAUGCGUGCAGCAGCAGGCGCCAUGGCAGCCAGAGCAGGUGCAAGGGGGUGCGACGCAGCACAGCCACCAUCACAGUCCCAGCCACCAGCUCCUCCCACCAAAGCAGCAGCCGCAGCAGCCGCAACAGCAGGUGGUGGAGGAUGCCCAUUGCAGUAGUGGCACCGGCAGUGGCAGCGGUGGUGAGAGGGUGUGGCGGCCAGAGGAUGGGUUGGGUUGUCUGGGCCCCGAGUCCUUCCAGGCGUUGCUACCCGACUUUGGCUGGCAGCCGCUUGCGUGGGUGGGCAGGCCCGACGAGCAGGGGCGCGCGGCGGCCGUGGGGGGGGGCGAGGCAGUGGAGGAGGCGAAGCGGUGGGCGGCGUAUGAGGCGCAGUACCGACAGAGGCGCAGCGGGCACGUGGAGGGGCGACUGGGAGCACGCUGCAUGGGUGAUGGUGGGAGGGGAGACAGGGAGCAGCCGGACAAGGUGACAGGGAUACAGCACGCACGGGCACAAGGGGCUGAUGGGGGUGUGGGCAGUGAGGCAGCGGAUGAGCGGGAUGGGGAGGGGUCGGAAGGGUGGGAGGAGGGGUGUGAGGAGGACAUGGAGAUGGCGUUCCUCUUCCGGCAGCUGCGCUUCUACCACAUGGGCUCCUCGCACCAACCCCAACCGCCCGCCACGCCUGCACCCGCAGCACCUGAGGAGCAGCUACUGCAAGACAGUGACAGCAGCGAGGGCAGGGGAGAGGAGCAGAGCAGCGGCAGCAGUGUGGGCAGUGAGGGCGCGUGGCGGCCGGAGCUGCCUCUGAUACUGGAGGUGCCGGAGCUGGAGGCCCUGUGCACGUCACACGACACUUCGGAGAGCGAGGCGGGAUGGUGCGAUCGGGUCACCGCCUCGUCGUCCUCUGGUGACUCGUCACCACCUCACCAUGCCUACGCUGCUGCACUGGGAGCAGCGGGUGAGGUGUCGUCAGCAUUGAAGGGCGGUCGUGGGUUGGUGCUGCCCAGCAUCAACCGCAUGGCGUCCAGCCUGGUGUGGCGCCCAUGGAUCUGGCACAGCGCCUAGGUCAGACCACCCCCAGUUGGAUCACGAGCUGAUCACUACAAAAUGGUAGUACAUUCUUAGAAACUGAAUGAAUGAUUAGAGAGAGAGAGUACAGGAAUAUAUCUAAGUGUUGUACUCUCUAAGAGAUGACCCUAUACAGUAUAUGCAGAGUA